CCGAUUGUAAUCGAAACAUUCACAUUUGGACGCCAUAUUGUCAUGUCAGAGUUUUGACGGUGGAUGGUGAAUGCUUGAGAAAAUAAUUUUCUACAACAAAUUGUUCUAAUACGUGUUUUACAAUUUAAGUGCGUCUUAUUUCCUAAGACGCUGGGUGCAGGUAGCAUCCUGUGAACCAUGAGCUAUCAGAUCCCGACUUCACAAAGCCGCACAAUGUCUCACAGCAACUAUGGAGGAUCUGACGUGCCAAUGGCCCCCAGCAAGGAGCAGCAAACCCUGCUGUGGCAGCAGAACUCCUACCUUGUGGAUUCUGGUAUCAACUCUGGAGCUGCCACUCAGGUGCCGUCUCUUACUGGCAAAGAAGAUGAUGAAAUGGAAGGAGAUCAGCUCAUGUUCGACCUGGACCAAGGGUUUGCCCAGGGUUUUACCCAGGAGCAAGUUGAAGACAUGAACCAGCAGCUAUCUCAGACCCGCUCCCAGCGUGUCCGAGCGGCCAUGUUCCCGGAGACCUUGGAGGAGGGUAUCGAGAUCCCGUCCACUCAGCUGGACCCUGCCCAGCCCACUGCUGUCCAGCGCUUGUCGGAGCCCUCGCAGAUGUUGAAGCAUGCUGUUGUCAACCUGAUCAACUAUCAGGAUGAUGCUGAUUUGGCUACCAGAGCCAUUCCCGAGUUGAUCAAGCUCUUGAAUGACGAAGAUCAAGUUGUAGUAUCUCAAGCUGCCAUGAUGGUCCACCAGCUCUCGAAGAAGGAAGCCUCCCGCCACGCCAUCAUGAACUCUCCUCAAAUGGUGGCCGCCUUGGUCCGCGCCAUAUCCAACAGCAACGACCUUGAGACCACCAAGGGAGCCGUCGGGACCUUGCAUAACUUGUCGCACCACCGUCAAGGCUUACUCGCUAUCUUCAAGAGCGGCGGAAUACCCGCUCUCGUCAAACUACUAAGCUCUCCUGUGGAAUCCGUCUUAUUCUACGCUAUCACCACCCUCCAUAACCUACUCUUGCAUCAAGAUGGUUCCAAGAUGGCCGUACGCUUGGCCGGCGGCCUUCAGAAGAUGGUGGCGUUACUUCAGAGGAACAACGUCAAGUUCCUAGCCAUUGUGACUGAUUGCCUCCAGAUCUUGGCCUAUGGGAAUCAGGAAUCGAAGUUGAUCAUCCUCGCGUCUCAGGGACCGAUCGAAUUAGUGCGAAUCAUGCGCUCUUACGAUUACGAAAAGUUGUUGUGGACUACUUCAAGAGUUUUGAAGGUCCUUUCCGUGUGCUCGAGCAAUAAGCCGGCAAUCGUGGAGGCCGGCGGCAUGCAGGCGCUCGCCAUGCACCUCGGCAACCCGAGCGGCCGCCUCGUGCAGAACUGCCUCUGGACCUUGAGGAACCUGUCCGACGCUGCCACUAAGUUGACGUUUCCCCAGGUCGAGGGGCUGGAAAACCUGCUUUCCAGCCUGGUACAGGUGUUGGCCUCCACCGACGUCAACAUCGUCACCUGCGCAGCUGGCAUCCUGUCCAACUUGACCUGCAACAACCAACGCAAUAAGGUGACCGUCUGCCAAGCUGGCGGCGUGGACGCGCUGGUGCGCACGGUGGUGUCGGCGGGCGACCGCGAGGAGAUCACGGAGCCGGCCGUGUGCGCGCUGCGCCACCUCACCUCGCGCCACGUCGAGAGCGAGAUGGCGCAGAACGCCGUGCGGCUGCACUACGGCUUGCCGGUGAUCGUGAAGCUGCUGUCGCCGCCGUCGCGCUGGCCGCUGGUGAAGGCGGUGGUGGGGCUGGUGCGCAACCUGGCGCUGUGCCCGGCCAACCACGCGCCGCUGCGCGAGCACGGCGCCGUGCACCAUCUAGUGCGUCUGCUCAUGCGCGCCUUCAACGACACGCAGCGGCAACGCACCUCAGUGCCGGGCGGCACCGGCACGGGCGGCGCGUACGCCGACGGCGUGCGCAUGGAGGAGAUCGUGGAGGGCGCCGUGGGGGCCCUGCACAUCCUGGCCCGCGAGGGGCUCAACCGCCAGCUCAUCCGCCAGCAGAACGUCGUGCCCAUCUUCGUGCAGCUACUGUUCAACGAGAUCGAGAACAUACAGCGCGUGGCAGCUGGCGUUCUCUGCGAGCUGGCGGCCGACAAGGAAGGGGCCGAGAUGAUAGAGGCCGAAGGGGCCACGGCGCCUCUCACUGAACUGCUGCAUUCUCGUAACGAAGGAGUAGCAACGUACGCUGCCGCGGUCCUGUUCCGCAUGUCCGAGGACAAGCCUCACGACUACAAGAAGAGACUCUCCAUGGAGCUCACCAACUCGCUCUUCCGCGACGACCACCAGAUGUGGCCCAACGAUCUUGGGAUGCAGCCCGAUUUACAGGACAUGCUCGGACCAGAGCAGGGAUAUGAAGGCCUGUACGGUACCCGACCGUCCUUCCAUCAGCAAGGAUACGAUCAAAUACCGAUAGACUCGAUGCAGGGCCUUGAGAUCGGCAGUGGGUUCGGUAUGGACAUGGACAUCGGCGACACCGAGGGCGCCGGCGCCGCCUCCGCCGACCUGGCCUUCCCCGAGCCGCCGCACGACAACAACAAUGUAGCGGCCUGGUACGACACAGACCUCUAAACAUACACACCCAUUUUAUUACCAUACUCUGGCACACCCAGCUUGUCAGUAGAAAAAAAAAGCAACAAAAAAAAAGAAGACUCGAAGAGUUGACUUCCCGAAGACGAGGCAGUAUGGCCUAUGGUCUUAGCCUGUCCAGAAGGACGAAAAAAAAAGUUGACUUCACAUAAAUAAAUUUGAAUUUCGCGCUUUUUUCAACUGACAAGUACGGUGUGUUUGAGUAUAGCACAAGAAUAACGAAACUGCUGAAAUAAUAACUGUAGAAACCCUCGUUUUUCCUGAUAAUUUUGAUUAUUAAUUUUUAAAUGUAAAGUCGUUAUUGUCGAUCGGUAAUCAGGAGAUAAUGUGCUUUCCACGUUGCGCUAAGCCAGUUCUUAGUCCAGGGUGGAGAAAUAAAAAUUAUACCGACGUGUCGACACAUUUCCUUAAGAGCUAGAUCUCAUAAUCAAAUUUUAAUUAAAAUAUUGUAGGAGCAUAUCGAGGCUCUCUGGAACAUGUGAGAUUUCCAAUAGAAACCUGUGAUACACAAAGCAGCUUUAUGUCAAUUCAGUGUUGCCAAUAUAUGCAUUGUCAUAUGGAAUUAAAUUAUAUAUUUGCAUGACUUCGUUUCAAAAGUAUUAGAAAACUAUAAUGACAUAAACCGCCUAUGAGUUUCAAAAUUACUUUGGUGCUAAGUUGAAGAGCUUACUGGAUUUAAUAUAAUUAUGUUUUAUGCUAGUACAGCAGAAUAUCAAAUCCACCGAUAUAUUAAAAUGAUACCCGAAGGUAGCCCUGCGUUGAUGAAUAUCGGUCUAUUUCACGCAAGACGUGACUUUAUUCGGAAAAUAGGGUAAAUCAUUUUGUAAGGUUUUGUAGCCUUUAAAUUAUAUAGCUAAAUGUAUUAAUCGGUAUUAAACUCUAGCAAUUUUCAUUUCUUCCUAAUCAAUGUUUUUGAGAUUUUGUUACUUACACAUUUUAUACUUGAUAUCUUUUUUCUAUUUAGUUAAAAAGGAUAAGACUGUCCUGUUAUCAUAUAAGGCGUGUAUUGUUAAGGGGCCCACUGAUUAACAGUCCGCCGGACGGUACCGGCCUGUCAGUUGUUCGGAGCUGUCAAAAUUUUGUUCUAACUGACAGGCCGAUAUCGUCCGGCGGCCUGUUAGUCAGUGGUCGGCUUUAAAGUAAAAUUUAAUAUUUGACUGCCAUUUUUUAUUUCAAUCAUAAUGUUCGAUGAUAUUUAAGGUUGAUGCCAUUGUGGCUGGUAUGGUUGAUAAAUAGUAUAUUAAUUUUGUUUAGUAUAGUUGAGUAUUUGAUUUAAUUAAAUGAUAAUGUGAUUAGUAUUUCUCCGGACUAUAGUUUUAAGUGAAUAGUUUGAUUUAUCCAUGGUUGAUGUAGCAGUGAAUAUCUCUAAUGGUUGUAUGAUGUAGAUACAACUCGAAGCCAAACUGUAAGGAAGUUUUUCGCAUUUAGACACUAGGUUACAAAAAAAACGGCUUUAAGACUCCACCCUUAUUUUACACCAUAAUCUUAACAAUAGUGUUUAAGGGUGACCAUGAAAUGUGUCAGGGAUAUAUUUUUGCAUUUGGUACUUAUUUUCUCGACAGACCGUCUGAUAUAGAUAUACAAUGCAUUCUAACAUAGACCUUGCACGUUCUGUACUUCAAUUGUAGAAAAUGCACUCAAAAUUAACUUGAACCAUAGCAGAAUGUAAUUUUUAGAUCAUAAUCGUUAGCAUAAGACUUAAAACCUAGAAUUACGUAAUCGCCCUCAUCUGGGGCCCUCUUAUGUAAUUUUUUUAUUGAUACUUAUUUAAUAGACUUUGCCAAUGUUUUUAUACGUUCGAUUAUGAAAACAUUGCCGAAGUACGUAUGAGAUUUUGUGUCCAUUUGUGUAUGGAUAAUAAAUAAAUUUGAUUAUAUAA
Molecule: messenger RNA, 4474 nt
Organism: Cydia fagiglandana
Lineage: Eukaryota; Metazoa; Arthropoda; Insecta; Lepidoptera; Tortricidae
Gene: arm
Product: armadillo segment polarity protein
Exons: 15
Coding region: 178-2577 (799 amino acids)
Biological process (GO): cell-cell adhesion; positive regulation of transcription by RNA polymerase II; canonical Wnt signaling pathway
Cellular component (GO): cytoplasm; nucleus; catenin complex
Molecular function (GO): protein phosphatase binding; transcription coactivator activity; nuclear receptor binding
Source: RefSeq, a predicted model, not a curated record